Lentinula edodes (shiitake mushroom) is the source of this 421-nucleotide messenger RNA. RefSeq lists its product as uncharacterized. The transcript has a single exon. The record is from RefSeq and is a predicted model, not a curated record. NCBI's taxonomy places the organism in Eukaryota, Fungi, Basidiomycota, Agaricomycetes, Agaricales, Omphalotaceae. Bases 22 to 222 code for a protein of 66 amino acids.
AUAUAUUCCACCCGCCUCUCUAUGUUCACCCAUCACAUACUGACAAUGCAUAAUGCCCAAAUCAUUUCGCUGCUACACCAUCAAUAUAAUUCUGCAUCGAUGCACUGCUUGACAACUAAUCUCCCUUCGGUGUUCGACAUUCCCCUACCCCAACACAUCGCAUUCCUGGAUUGCUGUGCUGGCUUUCUCCAACAUCCUUCAAUACAAUUGUUUUAUCGAUGAUUCCUCUGAUCUCACCAUAACACAUAUUCAAAAUUGUCGGCACCGUUUGUCGUCCGAUACUUCUCUUCGUACUGCUGUAUAACACUGCUAUAUAUUCAACGUCAUGCUGCGAUAUAAAAUCGACCGGCCCUUCUACACAGGAUCCUUCUCUUUACUGCUUGACCACCAGAAAGGCUCGCGUUGGAAGAUAAAACCAAAU